Messenger RNA from Bubalus bubalis (water buffalo), 2108 nucleotides. Its product is annotated as olfactory receptor 5AN1-like. Gene Ontology annotation, molecular function: G protein-coupled receptor activity; olfactory receptor activity; odorant binding. Gene Ontology annotation, biological process: G protein-coupled receptor signaling pathway; sensory perception of smell. The transcript has a single exon. The coding region runs from base 526 to 1464 and encodes 312 amino acids. The record is from RefSeq and is a predicted model, not a curated record. Gene Ontology annotation, cellular component: membrane. NCBI's taxonomy places the organism in Eukaryota, Metazoa, Chordata, Mammalia, Artiodactyla, Bovidae.
CACUGUAAUAAAUAUAUUUGUAAAAAGAUCGAGAGGUUAUUAUAAACGGAGUAACUUUCCUAUGGAUAAAAGAAGAAAAUAUAAAAAUCUCUCUAGAUGAUCAUCUAGGAGAAAAGCUACUUCAAAUUUAUCCUGAAAUGAUACCACUUAUGCUAUAUUAUUAUAAAGCAGCAGUUAUACAUUAUUAGAGGUCUUCAAAAAAACCACCAUUUUAAUCAAUGAUCUCAUCCUUAUAUAUAAUAAUCACAAGAUUUCUAUUGCUUUUUAAAAAAGUUUUCAACUUUUUAAAUAUAUCUUUUAAUUAUCAUGAAAUAAUUGAGAACCUGAAGCACUGAGGAGGCACUUCCUGACACUCCAAGACAAAAAGCUGAGAACUUUUCUCCAGGGCAGCAGAGCGUUUCCUUUUAUCCAGGGCUCAGUGGAGGAAAAGUAUGGUGUAUAUGAGAAUUGUGAUGCUACAAUCUCAAUUGGUGAGCCUGCGAUGCAUUCUCUUGUCUCUUUUCUGAUUUUAGGAGCAUCAAGCCAAUGAUUAGGAGAGAAAAUAUCACAGAGAUCACUCAUUUUAUCCUGUUGGGAUUCUCAGAUUUUCCCAGAAUCAUAGUAGUGCUCUUUGUGGUGUUCCUGGUGAUAUACAUUUUGACCCUGACUUGGAACCUGUCGCUCCUCAUCUUAAUAAGAAUGGACUCCCACCUCCACACCCCCAUGUACUUCUUUCUCAGUAACCUGUCCUUCAUGGACAUCUGCUACGUGACCUCCACAGCCCCCAAGAUGCUCCACGACUUCUUCCAGGAGCGGCAAACUAUCACCUUUGUGGCUUGUGCUGUUCAGUACUUUGUAUUCUCCACCAUGGGGCUGAGUGAGUCUUGCCUCAUGACCGCCAUGGCUUAUGACCGAUAUGCCGCCAUUUGUAACCCACUCCUCUAUUCGUCAGUCAUGUCGCCCGCUCUCUGCGGUUGGAUGGUGCUGGGAUCCUACUUGGCUGGACUCUCUGGUUCUGUAUUCCAAUUGUGUUUCAUGCUCCAGCUCCACUUCUGUGGGCCUAAUGUCAUCAACCACUUCUUCUGUGACCUGCCCCAGCUUUUAGUUCUAUCAUGCACUGACACGUUCUCUGUACAACUCUUGACUGCCAUAUUAACAAUGAUCUUUGGGAUAAUAAAUGCCUUAGUUAUCAUGAUAUCCUAUGUCUCCAUUGUGAUCUCCAUCAUGAAGAUCACUUCAGCAAGCGGCAGGUCCAAGGCUUUCAACACCUGUGCUUCCCACCUGACAGCAGUCACUCUCUUCUAUACCUCAAGUAUCUUUGUCUAUUUGAGUUCCAGCUCUGGUGGUUCCUCCAGCUUUGACAGAUUUGCAUCCAUCUUCUAUACGGUGGUGAUUCCCAUGUUGAAUCCUUUGAUUUACAGUCUGAGAAACAAAGAAAUCAAAGAUGCCUUGAAGAGGUUGCAUAAGAAGAGACGGUGUUGCUGAGGCCAGAGACUGAGAUUUCUGACGGAUUUGUCUUGUUAGAAUGACCUACCUUAACCCUCAGUAAUAUUUAUACGAAUGGACUACAACAAAGUUCAUUCUGCCUUUGACAAAGAAGACUUAAUUUGACCCAGAUAAUAUGCCAAAAUGGACCAACAACUGAAUCGAACUACACAAACACAGUAUCUUUAAGUCCUAGAGACCCAUUGUUUUAUCCUCCAUGUGGAGUGGCCUCAUUAUUUAUUAAUCUAUCAACUAUUAUUCAUGAAACACCAAGGUUCAGAACGUGCUGCUUCUUUUCUACUUCUGAGAUGGAACCCUGUUCCAUCUCAGCCUUCUGACCCUAGAGGAGAGACACCUGGCUGAAGCCCCAGGAGCGGGUAAACCUUGUCCCCCAAAUAUUCUGAUGCAGCAUAAUCCAGACGUGGUGGUCAUCGACGUCCACUCUGUGCUUCUGGCCGGAGUGAGAACGAGCACACAGAGAGGGUGUGUCUUUGGACAGAAACAAGGUAUACAGUUGGCCUGGUUGUCCUUCCCGGAAGACUCGUCUGAUACAGCUAAGGUUCGAGUAAUACCUCUUUCAGUGCUUUUUAUCUGAUAAGUUAUUGAUCAGAUUCUAGUUCCACAGUUGUAGUCUAAAUAGGAGG